CAUACCUUUCCAAGCAAACCUUCAAUUCUCUUUUCAUAAAGUAUAUAAAGUAGUAUAAGAUAAGAUACAAGAAAAAACAUACACGAAUUAUCCUUUAUAUUCACGACUCUUCUCCCAAAUUUCCUUCCUUCUUUAUCACCCAAAGCCCACCAAACCAAACCCCUUCAAAUUUUCAGUGCCAAAAAAAACAGAAAAAAAAACGUUUUCUUCAUCUUCCCAAAUUUAUCAUCAAUUUGACAAAUUCUUUCUAUUUGAUCAUCAAAUUUUCUUAUUGAUUUCGUCUUCAUCAGUAAAAAUCUUUCCUUUUUUAGUUCAUGUAAAUAUUUAAUUCAAAUUUAAUCGCGUUUUUAAGAAAAUAUAAUUAUAUAAUUAGAAAGUUAAAAAAAAGUUGGUUAAAAAAGUAGUUGAAAGUAUGACAUCAACGUCAGAAGUGAAGGAAUCAUCGCCGGAAAAAAUGGCGGUCGCCGGAGUUGCGAUGAGUUUUCCGAUAAACGAUUGUUCGAAUUUGUCGACUUCUUCACCGUCAAAACUUCCUCGGAGACUUCGUCGGCGACUUUCGGAGGCACGAACUCCUUCUACUGCUGAAGAAAUUGAAGCGAAACUUAAAGAAGCAAAUCAUCGUCGUCAGCGAUUUCACGAGUUUUUAUCAAGCAAAGCAAGACCGAAACAGAGAAGUCCACCGUGGUCAUCUUCACAAGAAAUGGAUCUUGGUCAGAGACUUGAAGCUAAGCUUAUUGCAGCUGAGCAGAAAAGGUUGAGCAUUCUUUCAAACGCUCAGAUGCGCUUGGCUAGGCUGGGUGAGUUGCGACAAGCAGCUAAAAGUGAAGUGGAAAUGCGCAUUGAAAAAGAACGCGGUGAAUUGGGUAUGAAGGUGGAAUCACGGGUUCAGCAAGCAGAGACAAACAGAAUGCUUAUUUUGAAAUCUCGUAGGCAACGGAAAGCUGCAAGAAGAGAGCGAACAACUCAGUCAUUAACGAGGAAGAUGAUACAGGAAAACAAAUAUAAGGAAUAUGUGCGUGCUUCCAUCCACCAAAAGCGUGCUGCUGCGGAGAGGAAAAGAUCAGGAUUACUGGAAGCUGAGAGGUCAAAGGCGCAUGCAAGGUUGGUACAAGUGCGGCGAGUGGCUAAUUCUGUUCACACUCAGCGGGAAAUGGAAAAAAUAAAGAAGAGGGAGGAGCUGGAAGGUCGGUUACAAAGGGCUAGAAGACAACGAGCAGAACUUUUGAGGCAGAGAAAGAGUAUAACUGGCUCUCCUCGUGUUAACUGUAAUAUCAUGCAUGACCAGGCUUCAAAUCUUGCAAGAAAAUUAUCAAGAUGCUGGAGACAGUUUGUGAAGCUAAGGGGAACUACAUAUUCUUUAACAAAAGCUUUUGAGGGUUUAAAUAUGAAUGAAAAAUCAGUCAAGUCAAUGCCUUUUGAGCAGCUUGCAGUCCAGAUUGAGUCAGAUGUGACUUUGAAAGUUGUGAAAUCUUUGGUUGACCGUCUAGAAGUCCGUCUUAGAGCUCGGCAAGGAACCAGUGUUUCAUCUGGGGUGGAAAAUAUUGAUCACCUCCUGAAGCGUGUUGCUAAUCCAAAGCGCGGGCGUACUGGAAGCCAUGCUUCCAGAACCAGAGGACAAAAGAGAGCUGUCUCAGGGGGAGAGGUAAUUCAGAGCCGCCUUAAAUUGUCAAGAUAUCCUGUGAGGAUUGUACUUUGUGCCUAUAUGAUAUUGGGGCACCCAGAUGCUGUCCUCAGUGGCAAAGGGGGGCAUGAGACAGCCCUUGCUGAGGCUGCUGUGAAAUUUAUUCAGGAGUUUGAGUUAUUGGUCAAGACAAUUUUAGAAGGUUGCUGUAUGAAAUCAGCAUCAGGGGAUGAUCGUGCAACUUUUAGGUCGCAGUUGGAAACAUUUGAUAAAGCAUGGUGCUCUUAUCUAUAUUGCUUUGUGAUAUGGAAGUUCAAGGACGCUAAACUACUAGAAGAAGAUUUGGUGAGGGCUGCUUGCCAGCUGGAGCUGUCUAUGAUGCAUACAUGUAAGCUUACGCCAGAAGGAGGCAACAAUUAUCUUACCCAUGACAUGAAGGCUAUUCAAAAGCAGGUGAUGGAAGAUCAGACACUUCUUAAGGCGAAAGUGCAGGAUCUGAGUGGUGUUGCUGGCAUCAAACGCAUGGAGAAUGCUAUUUCUGACGUGCGAUCCAAAUAUUUUGCAUCCAAGGACUCGAGGAGUCCAUUUGCAUCGCCUGUUGCUCACAUUUUAUCUCCUGAUUAUUCUAGUUCAUCAAACAGCUCGCCUUCUACUGCUGCUGGUGAAGCAAGCAGCAUGGCUAGUGGUAGUGAAAGACUGAGCAGUGUAGCACGGUCAUUGUUCAAGGAAAAUGAUACAACUGCAAGCCAAUCAGUACUUUCACCACCUGAGGCGCGUGGUGCAGAUGACCAUAUAAGCAGGGACAUAAUCCCAAUCACCGAAAAUGAACUCUUAGUUAAUGAGAUAGUCCAUGAACAUCGUCAUGGAUUAGCCGAUAAACUUUACAUGGAUGGUGAAGAUGACACCGGUGCUAAGGCGGAAAUUAAAAAGACAAUGGAGAAAGCAUUUUGGGAUGGUAUCAUGGCUUCUAUGAAGUUGGAGCAGCCUGACUUCAGCUGGGUUCUUAAGCUUAUGACAGAAGUCAGAGAUGAACUGUGCGAGAUGUCUCCUGAGAGCUGGCGACAAGAGAUAACUGGGAUGAUCGAUAUAGAUAUUCUCUCACAGGUUCUUGAAGGUGGAAUGUUGGACAUAAAUUACCUUGGAAAGUUGCUGGAGUAUGCACUUGUAACUCUGCAAAAGCUGUCAGCUCCAGCAAAUGAUGCUGAGAUGAAGGCUUCUCACCUGAAUCUAUUGAAAGAGGUUUCACAAUCUGGAGAUAAUACAAAUUCUUCUUUUGCCACGGCGGUAAUCAAGGGUCUUCGUUUUGUCCUAAAUGAGAUUCAGAAAACAAAGAGAGAGAUAAGCAAAGCACGUAUCAGAAUGAUUGAGCCAAUGAUCAAGGGGCCUGCUGGAUUGGACUAUUUACAAAAGGCUUUUACGAAUCGAUAUGGAUCUCCUUCUGAUGCCACUACUUCUCUAACAUUGACAAAGAGUUGGCUGACUUUGGCAAGUGCUGAUGUGGAGCGGGAGUGGAAUGAAUACCUGGAUUCAUUGUCAACAUUGCCAGAUACCCAGGCGACGUCUCCUCAGAGGAUACCACCAACCACUCUUCGCACAGGAGGAAGUGUUUCAGUGACUUUGAGGACACGCUCUUUGGGAGCCACCACCGCUGUUUCAGGUAAUGAGCAACCAGAGUGCAGAGGAGAAAGGACAGAUUUGUUUCUUAGGAUAGGUUUAUUGAAGUUGGUGAGUGAGAUCGACGGGCUGGUACAAGAGGCUCUUCCAGAAACUCUGAACCUUAAUGUAUCUAGAUUGAGAGCAGCUCAAUCUCAAUUGCAGAAGGUCAUUGUUAUUUCCACAAGUAUGCUUGUUCUCCGACAAGCCCUUCUUAGUGAACACUUGGUAACAAACCCGUCAGACAUGGAAAAUGUUAUUUCUCUAUCUGCCAAACAGCUUGUAAAGUUGCUCAACGAGGUUGAAGACGUCGGUAUUACCGAGAUUGUGGAAGCAAUUAUUGGGCUCUCGGAUGAUGUUAACCAUAUUGUCGACCCAGAAAAGCUGCGAGCGAGAAUGGGGGUUGUGGCGAACAUGCUCUCAAAGAGCUUAAAAUCUGGGGACCCAAUAUUCACACACGUCUCCCGAGCUGUUUAUAUGGCUGUAAGAGCCGCUGUGUUUGGUGGGACCGGAAGCAGGAGCAGGCAACUGGUGGAGAUGGCACUCCGGCGUGUGGGGGCAGCCCUUCUUGCUGAUAAGAUAGUAGAAGUUGCAGAAGUUGUUAUUGUUCUGGCGACUGUGUCUGCAAGUGUACAUGGACCGUGGUAUGAGCAGCUAUUGAAGAAUAUGUAGUAUGCUUGUAUGCUAAUCUUAGAGGGAUUGGCUUUUAACAUAUCCCAAAAAUUGAUUCAGUGUAUAUAUUGUAAAUAUAAUUAUGUGUAGUUAAGGCAUUAGCAACUAGCAAGGCGUGAAUGGUUUAGUCACAUAUAAUCAACGGUGUAAUACUCUGUUGUGUUGUAAACAUCAUGUCAUUUGUGAUUCUAAUAAAAAGUUGUUCCUUCUAUUUUAUAUA
Messenger RNA from Beta vulgaris subsp. vulgaris (sugar beet), 4166 nucleotides. RefSeq lists its product as uncharacterized. The transcript is spliced from 11 exons. The record is from RefSeq and is a predicted model, not a curated record. The coding region runs from base 413 to 3946 and encodes 1177 amino acids. Gene Ontology annotation, biological process: signal transduction. NCBI's taxonomy places the organism in Eukaryota, Viridiplantae, Streptophyta, Magnoliopsida, Caryophyllales, Amaranthaceae.